AUGGCCACUACUCAGACAUUACCCACAUUUGACCAUACCUCGAGCUUGGAUUCGGGGAACUCGUCACGCAGAAAUCCGCGACAGAAUGCAGCCACUGGUGCCUCUGCUGCGGGAGUGCGUGCUCUUAGUGCACAACUGGUUGCAUUCUACUUCAGAGCACCUAUCAAGGCAUUUUUUCGCACCCGAGUUGAUUAUAUGGUAUGCGGUUGCAUUGUUCCUUCGCCGGCCUGGUUGCACUGA
Molecule: messenger RNA, 240 nt
Organism: Aspergillus niger
Lineage: Eukaryota; Fungi; Ascomycota; Eurotiomycetes; Eurotiales; Aspergillaceae
Exons: 2
Coding region: 1-240 (79 amino acids)
Source: RefSeq, a predicted model, not a curated record